ACUCGCCGUAGUUACAGAAAAAUAAAGAUAAAAUAAAUAAGCAAAUAAGCGGACCCAAACACUCUCUCUCUCUCGAAACAGUAGAGAGUCAUCAGUGUUUGUAGAGAGGGAGAGAGAGAGAGAGAAUCCAUGGAAACUGCAAUCUGGGGAAGAGUUUCUCUUUCACCCAAUCAUAUCUUCAACAAUAAACCAGGAGGGGAUACUUACUCCAUUUAUAAGGGAAAUUGCACUAAUCGAGGCAUUCUUAUGACAGUAUCUGCCGCUGGACCAGGAAAAGGUGGUGGGUUAUUAGAAAGGCCAACCAUUGAGAAAACUACUCCUGGACGGGAGUCUGAGUUUGACUUGAGAAAAUCAAGGAAAACAGCACCUCCUUAUCGCGUAUUACUUCAUAACGACAACUUCAACAAGAGGGAAUAUGUUGUUCAGGUCCUAAUGAAGGUUAUCCUUGGAAUGACACUUGAUAUUGCAGUCAAUAUUAUGCAAGAAGCACACAUCAACGGAAUGGCAGUGGUAAUUAUUUGUGCUCAAGCUGAUGCUGAAGAUCACUGCACACAACUAAGAGGUAAUGGUCUAUUAAGUUCAAUAGAGCCUGCGAGCAGUGGUGGUUGUUGAACUCAUAAGGAAAAUGUGAGCCUCUAUUACUGCUCAUCCUUUGAGCAAAUCUUAAUAUAAGAAAUCAACAUUAUACGUACAUAACCUGAAAAUGUCUAUGCAUGUAUGAACUUUUAGUUCGUUAGUUCAGCAAGUCAAGACAAGGUGAAAACUGGCAACGGUAGUUAUAUUCAAGGUUGUCUAGUAAUCGGGGUACUGGGAACCUGGUUGUCUGAUGCAGUAACUGUAUAGUCUUGUGAAAUGUGAAUGAGUAAGACAUUCCGACUGGGCUAUCACCUAUGUUGAAGGGAAAAUGUUUGACCUCAACUUUUACAUUAAAAUCUAUGGAAAGCAGGCCUAUUGGCCUAAUUUCGAA
This is a messenger RNA of Papaver somniferum (opium poppy), 967 nucleotides long. RefSeq names its product ATP-dependent Clp protease adapter protein CLPS1, chloroplastic-like. Gene Ontology annotation, biological process: proteolysis; protein catabolic process. NCBI's taxonomy places the organism in Eukaryota, Viridiplantae, Streptophyta, Magnoliopsida, Ranunculales, Papaveraceae. Bases 130 to 612 code for a protein of 160 amino acids. The transcript has 3 exons. The record is from RefSeq and is a predicted model, not a curated record.